Candoia aspera is the source of this 9058-nucleotide messenger RNA. It is a transcript of the gene ACACB, whose product is annotated as acetyl-CoA carboxylase beta. NCBI's taxonomy places the organism in Eukaryota, Metazoa, Chordata, Lepidosauria, Squamata, Candoiidae. The coding region runs from base 361 to 7725 and encodes 2454 amino acids. The record is from RefSeq and is a predicted model, not a curated record. Gene Ontology annotation, cellular component: mitochondrion. Gene Ontology annotation, molecular function: acetyl-CoA carboxylase activity; ATP binding; metal ion binding. The transcript is spliced from 54 exons. Gene Ontology annotation, biological process: fatty acid biosynthetic process.
CCAUUUAUUUUUGGCAACAGCAAACAAAUCUUUGUGAGAUGCUGGAAGUUGUUGUUACCACCGUUAGAGCCAUCUGGUAUUCAAUAACAUUUGGGAGAUGCACAUGUCGUUCAAAGCAGUUGUCAGUUUUUGUACUGGCAGAUGAACUUUACCCUAGUUAAAAUCAAAUUGCCCUAUUCGGCAGACAACAGAAUGCCUUGGAGCUGUGCCACCUGGCACGGGCUGUGCCAGCCUUCCAGCCAAGAAAGAAAUUGCCGUACAAACCCAACAGAAGGGUGUAAUCUUCUUUCAUACUGGGAAGCACUGAUUUCGGGGCACUCAGUUUUGAGUAGAUGGCUGCAGGUGUGAGAUGAUUCCUGAAUGGUUCUGCUAGUGUUCUUGGCCUUGUUGCUUGGGGUGUGGUUGGUUUGGACCAAGAUGGCAAAACGUCCUCAACUUAGUUCAAAAAAACUGAAGCUUGAGCAGGUGACCCCUCCUGAAGUCCAGGAGCUGCCUUCCAGCGGAUUCCCUCCACAGUUCCCGGAGGACGGGAUGGAAGCUGCAUCGUCAGAGCCCAGCCAGGCCCCCGCAGCCCUGCUGCACCAGCCCCCUCCCUGCAGCCAGACGUCCACAGAGCCCUCUAAGCAGCCUGCACGUCCCUCCUGCCAACUCAAACCCCCCAUUCCCCGCUCUUCCUCGGACUGUUUGCCGUCUCCGGCUGCUGAUUCCACAAGGCCUUUGAGCCGGUUUGUCAGUGUCUCCUCAACACAGCUCCUGAGGCAGAUGCGGUCCCUGUCCUGCGAAGAGCAGGCUGCCAGCCCUGCCCGAAGGAAGCAGCAAGCAAUGCCCAAGUUUGUGUUGGGCUCCUUUGAAGACAAUUCUUCCGAUGAGGAGCUUGUAGCUGGAGGAGCCUUUCCAACGGGCAGGAGGAGACGGAGCAGCCUGGCCAGCCUCGGCCCCUCCUCCUCCGUGGACGCGGAAGCCGGCACUGUCAUGAGAACCAGCAUGUCAGGGAUGCACCUGGUUAAGAAAGGACGGGAGCAGAGGAAACUGGAUCUCCACAGGGACUUCACAGUGGCAUCACCUGCUGAAUUUGUGACUCGUUUUGGAGGAAACCGUGUUAUUGAAAAGGUCUUGAUUGCCAACAAUGGCAUUGCAGCCGUGAAGUGCAUGCGCUCCAUCCGCAGGUGGGCCUAUGAAAUGUUCCGGAAUGAACGAGCCAUCAGGUUUGUGGUUAUGGUGACACCUGAGGACCUUAAAGCCAAUGCAGAAUACAUCAAAAUGGCGGAUCACUACGUGCCUGUCUCUGGUGGAACCAAUAAUAACAAUUAUGCCAACGUAGAAUUGAUUUUGGAUAUCUCAAAAAGAAUUCCAGUGCAGGCAGUAUGGGCUGGUUGGGGGCAUGCCUCUGAAAACCCUAAACUUCCAGAGUUGCUGCACAAACACGGGAUUGCUUUCCUAGGCCCGCCCAGCGAAGCCAUGUGGGCCCUGGGGGACAAAGUGGCUUCUACCAUUGUGGCCCAGACCAUCCAUAUUCCAACGUUGCCGUGGAGUGGCAGCGACUUAGUCGCUGAGUGGACCCAGGAGGAGAAGCAGCAGGUGGGAACGCUCACGGUUCCCUUGGAAACAUAUCAGCAGGGUUGUGUGCAGGACAUGGAAGAAGGCUUGGAGGCGUCCAAGAGAAUUGGCUACCCAGUGAUGAUCAAGGCCUCCAAGGGGGGUGGCGGCAAAGGCAUCCGGAUCGUGGAAGGAGUGGAGGAGUUCCCUGCCCGCUUCAGACAAGUGCAGAGCGAGGUCCCCGGGUCCCCCAUUUUCGUGAUGAAGUUUUUGCAGCACACCCGUCACCUUGAAGUCCAAGUCUUGGCCGACCAGUACGGGAACGCCAUUUCCUUGUUCAGCCGGGACUGCUCCAUCCAGCGGAGGCACCAAAAGAUCAUUGAGGAAGCCCCUGCCACUGUGGCGCCUCCUGCUGUUUUCGAGAACAUGGAGCAGUGUGCUGUGCGCCUUGCCAGAAUGGUUGGCUACGUCAGUGCAGGGACCGUUGAGUACCUCUACAGUGAAGGAGGGAGUUUCCAUUUCCUGGAGCUGAACCCCCGCCUGCAGGUGGAACACCCCUGCACGGAAAUGAUCGCUGACGUUAACCUGCCGGCUGCUCAACUCCAGAUUGCCAUGGGGGUCCCGUUGCACAGAAUAAAGGACAUCCGGGCUCUCUAUGGAGAGUCCCCGUGGGGUGACAGUCCCAUCGCUUUUGAGGGCCCCAGCAACGUUCCAGUUCCCAGGGGCCACGUCAUAGCAGCACGAAUCACCAGUGAAAACCCUGAUGAAGGUUUCAAGCCCAGCUCUGGCACCGUGCAAGAACUGAAUUUCCGCAGUAAUAAGAACGUCUGGGGAUACUUCAGCGUGGCAGCCGCCGGUGGCUUGCAUGAAUUUGCAGAUUCCCAGUUUGGACACUGUUUCUCCUGGGGAGAGAACCGUGAGGAGGCCAUCUCAAAUUUGGUGGUAGCGUUAAAGGAGCUGUCCAUCCGUGGUGACUUCAGGACGACGGUCGAGUACCUGAUUAAGCUGUUGGAGACAGAGAGUUUCCAGACAAAUGAGACUGACACCAGCUGGCUCGACCACCUGAUAGCAGAGAAAGUGCAGGCAGAGAAACCAGACGCCAUGUUGGCUGUGGUCUGUGGUGCCCUUAACGUGGCAGACGCCUCCUUUAGGACCUGCAUGGAUGAUUUCCUGCAUUUGCUGGAAAGGGGCCAAGUCCUGCCAGCAGCCUCCCUUCUGAACAUUGCUGAUGUGGAACUUAUUUACGAAGACACCAAAUAUGUGCUUAAGGUUGCCCGUCAGUCCCUGACUACCUACGUUAUCAUAAUGAAUGGCACCCACAUUGAGAUUGAUGUGCACAGGCUGAACGACGGGGGGCUCCUUUUCUCCUACAACGGCAACAGUCACACCACAUACAUGAAAGAGGAGACCGACCGAUACCGCAUCACCAUUGGCAACAAAACCUGUGACUUUGAAAAAGAGAAAGACCCAACCCUGCUCCGUGCACCCUCUGCAGGGAAGCUGCUGCAGUACACCGUGGAGGACGUGGCCCACGUCUGUGCAGGUCACAGCUAUGCAGAAAUGGAGGUGAUGAAGAUGGUGGUAUCCUUGGAAGUGGAGGAGUCGGGCAUCAUCCGUUACGUGAAACGGCCGGGCACGUUGCUGGAGGCGGGUUGUGUGGUAGCUAGGCUUGAGCUAGAUGACCCCACUAAAGUUCACCUGGCCCAGUUGUACAUGGGGGGGCUCUCCCCUCAACAGCCCUUGCCCAUCCUUGGCGAGAAGCUGCAUCAGGUCUUCCACAAUAUGCUGGAGAACCUCCAGAAUUUCAUGGACGGGUAUUGCUUGCCAGAGCCUUAUUUCUCUGCCAAGAUCAAAGAGUGGGUUGGUAAACUGAUGAAGACCCUCCGGGAUCCUUCCCUUCCCCUCCUGGAGCUGCAGGAGAUCAUGACGAGCACUCUGGGUCGGAUUCCAUCCUCCGUGGAGAAGUCAAUCCGGAAAGUGAUGGCACAGUAUGCCAGCAAUGUCACUUCGGUGCUCUGCCAGUUCCCCAGCCAGCAGAUUGCCAAUAUUUUGGACAGCCACGCAGCCACCCUGCAACGAAAAGCCGACCGGGAAGUCUUCUUCAUGAACACCCAGAGUAUUGUGCAGCUGGUUCAGAGAUAUCGCAGUGGCAUCCGAGGUCACAUGAAAUCUGUGGUGCUGGAUCUGUUGAGGCGAUACUUGCGGGUGGAGACAAAGUUCCAGCAAGCUCAUUACGACAAGUGUGUGAUCAUCCUGCGGGAGCAGCACAUGCCCGACAUGACCCCAGUCCUGGAAUGCAUUUUCUCCCACGCCCAGGUGGCCAAGAAGAAUCUCCUGGUGACCAUGUUGAUUGACCAGCUCUGCAGCCGAGACCCGACCCUGACCGACGAGCUGAUGGCCAUUCUGAAUGAGCUCACGCAGCUCAGCAGAACGGAGCAUGCAAAAGUGGCCUUACGGGCCCGGCAGGUGCUGAUCGCCUCCCACCUGCCAUCCUACGAACUGCGGCACAACCAGGUGGAAUCCAUUUUCCUCUCUGCCAUCGACAUGUAUGGGCACCAGUUCUGCCCUGAAAACCUAAAGAAACUGAUUCUUUCGGAAACCACCAUCUUUGACGUCUUGCCCACCUUCUUCUAUCACUCCAACCAGGUGGUGCGCAUGGCAGCCCUGGAGGUGUACGUGAGGCGAGCCUACAUUGCCUACGAACUGAACAGCCUGCAGCACCGCCAGCUGCUGGACAGCACCUGUGUGGUCGAGUUCCAGUUCAUGCUGCCUUCAUCGCAUCCAAACCGAGGAAGCAGCCCCACCCUCAGCAGAAUGUCCGUGCCGGUCAGCAUCUCAAACCCAGACUUGGCCAGGCACAGCACCGAGCUCUUCAUGGACAGUGGCUUUUCCCCACUCUGCCAGAGAAUGGGCGCCAUGGUCGCCUUCGACCGAUUCGAAGAUUUCACCCGGAAUUUUGAUGAAGUCAUUUCCUGCUUUGCUGAACCCCCUACAGAGAGCCCUCUCUUCAGCGAAGCGAGAUCCACGUUCUACGAUGAAGACGACAACAGAAAUGUCCGGGAGGAACCCAUCCACAUCUUGAACGUGGCCAUACGGUGGGCAGAUCACCAGGAAGACGAGGAGUUGGUGCCGAUCUUCAGAGCCUUUGCUCAAUCCAAGAAUAAUAUCCUUGUUGACUACGGGCUCCGAAGAAUCACAUUUUUGAUAACCCAGCAGAGGGAGUUCCCAAAGUUCUUCACCUUCCGAGCACGGGACGAGUUUGCCGAAGACCACAUCUAUCGCCACUUGGAACCGGCCCUGGCUUUCCAGCUGGAGCUGAAUCGGAUGCGCAACUUCGACCUGACGGCAGUGCCGUGUGCCAACCACAAGAUGCACCUGUACCUCGGGGCUGCCAAGGUGGAGGAAGGUGCCGAGGUCACUGACUACCGAUUCUUCAUCCGGGCCAUUGUCAGGCACUCCGAUUUGAUCACCAAGGAGGCCUCUUUCGAGUACCUGCAGAAUGAGGGGGAGCGCCUGCUCCUGGAAGCCAUGGACGAGCUGGAGGUGGCCUUCAGCAACACCGGCGUUCGCACCGACUGCAACCACAUUUUCCUCAACUUUGUCCCCACCGUGGUCAUGGACCCGUCCAAGAUUGAGGAGUCCGUGCGGUCCAUGGUGAUGCGGUACGGGAGCCGGCUCUGGAGGCUCCGGGUCCUUCAAGCGGAGGUGAAGAUCAACAUCCGCCUGAUGCCCACCGCCCAGACCGUCCCCAUCCGCCUCUUCCUCACCGACGAGUCCGGAUACUACCUGGAUAUCGGCCUCUACAAGGAAGUCAGCGACCCCAGCACUGGAAGCAUUAUGUUCCAUUCCUAUGGAGAGAAGCAAGGCCCCAUGCACGGGAUGCUGAUCAACACACCCUACGUCACAAAGGACCUGCUACAGGCCAAGCGCUUCCAGGCCCAGUCGCUGGGCACCACCUACGUCUACGACUUCCUGGAGAUGUUCCGGCAGGCUCUCUUUAAGCUAUGGGGAUCCACAGAGGCCGGCCCCACCGAUGUUCUGACUUACACUGAGUUGGUGCUGGAUUCCCAGGGGCAGAUGGUGCAGAUGAACAGGCUGCCGGGAGGAAACGAGAUUGGAAUGGUGGCCUUCAAGAUGAGACUGAAAACCCCCGAGUACCCCAAAGGCCGCGACGUCGUGCUCAUCAGCAAUGACAUUACGUACAAGAUCGGGUCAUUUGGGCCGGCCGAAGAUCUCCUCUUCCUGCAUGCCUCAGAGCUGGCCCGCGCGGAAGGCACCCCACGCAUCUAUAUUGCGGCCAACAGCGGUGCCCGCAUUGGGUUUGCUGAUGAGAUCAAGAGCAAGUUCCAAAUAGCCUGGGUAGAUCCAGCAGAUCCCUACAAGGGAUUCAGCUACCUGUACUUAACGCCUCAGGAUUAUACCAGGAUCAGCUCCACGAAUUCUAUUCACUGCAGACACGUUGAAGAGGCUGGUGAGUCCAGGUAUAUCAUCACAGAUAUAAUUGGCAAAGAGGAAGGCUUUGGGGUGGAGAACUUAAGAGCAUCGGGCACCAUUGCGGGGGAGUCUUCCCUGGCCUACGAUGAAGUUGUCACCAUCAGCAUGGUAACUUGUCGUGCCAUCGGGAUCGGGGCUUACCUGGUCAGGCUUGGCCAGCGAGUGAUCCAGGUGGAGAAUUCCCACAUCAUUUUGACUGGAGCCGGAGCGCUGAAUAAGGUCUUGGGCCGUGAAGUAUACACUUCUAACAACCAGUUGGGAGGAGUGCAGAUCAUGCACAACAAUGGAGUUUCCCACGUGGCUGUCCCAGAUGACUUUGAAGGCGUCUACACCAUCCUGCAGUGGCUCUCCUACAUGCCAAAGGAUAAUCAUAGCCCAUUACCUGUCACCACUCCAAGCGACCCCAUUGAUAGAGAAAUUGACUUUGUCCCUUCCAAAGUCCCCUACGACCCCCGGUGGAUGCUGGCGGGGAGACCCCAUCCAACUGUGAAGGGCUCCUGGCAGAGUGGCUUCUUUGACCAUGAAUCAUUUGCAGAGAUCAUGCAGCCAUGGGCCCAGACUGUGGUGGUUGGGCGAGCCAGGCUAGGAGGAAUCCCAGUGGGCGUGAUAGCUGUGGAGCCCCGGACAGUGGAACUGGCAGUACCGGCUGACCCCGCAAACCCAGAAUCAGAAGCUAAAAUAAUCCAGCAAGCUGGGCAGGUCUGGUUCCCAGACUCCGCUUUUAAGACUGCGCAGGCCAUCAGGGACUUUGACCGUGAGCACCUUCCCCUCUUGAUUUUUGCCAACUGGAGGGGAUUCUCUGGUGGCAUGAAAGACAUGUACGAUCAAGUGCUGAAGUUCGGGGCGUACAUUGUCGACAGCCUCCGGCAGUUCAAGCAACCAGCUCUUGUCUACAUCCCUCCACAUGCUGAGCUGCGGGGAGGUUCAUGGGUGGUGAUUGACCCGACCAUCAACCCUCUCCAUGUUGAGCUCUAUGCAGACAAAGAGAGCAGGGGAGGCAUCCUGGAAGCUGAAGGAGCCGUGGAGAUCAAGUUCAGGAAGAAAGAGCUGCUCAGAGCCAUGAGGAGGAUCGAUGCCACCUGUGCACGGAUCGCUCAGCAGCUGGGUUCUCCGGAACUCUCCCAAGCGGAGCGAAAAGAACUGGAGAAGCAGCUGAAGGGGCGAGAAGAUUACCUCCUCCCCAUCUUCCACCAGGUGGCUGUGCACUUUGCCGACCUCCAUGACACUCCCGGGAGGAUGCAGGAGAAAGGAGUGAUUACCGACAUCCUUCAGUGGAAGACCUCCCGCACAUUUUUCUACUGGCGGUUGCGGCGCCUCCUGCUGGAGGAGGUCGUAAAGGCAGAGAUCCUGAGUGCCCACAGCGAGCUGAGCGACAGCCACAUCCAGUCCAUGUUGCGACGCUGGUUCCUGGAGACGGAAGGCGCAGUCAAGAGUUACCUCUGGGAUAAUAACCAGGUGGUGGUGGCCUGGCUUGAGAAACACCUGCAAGGAGAGGACGGGGCAAAGUCGGCCAUCCAGGAGAACAUCAGGUACCUGAAGCGCGAUUAUGCCCUGAAACACAUCCGGAACUUAAUCCAAGCAAACCCGGAGGUUGCCAUGGACUGUAUCAUUCACAUGACCCAACACAUCACUCGUGCCCAGAGGGCUGAGGUUGUUCGUCUCCUGACAACUAUGGACAAUCCUUCCCCCUCCUGAGCUGAGGCACUGACAGUAGGAGGGAUUGCCAGUCCGCUGAUGAGGGAAGGACCCAGCAGUAAACCAUACAAACUUGCAAACUCUGUUCUGCUACAGCUUUGCAACAUGGCAUUUGUUUGUCCUGAGUUACGACAGACAGAGUAUCCCACGGUCCCCAGGAUUGCUCCCGCCCCACACUCAGCUGUCAGUAUAUUCCCAAACCAUCUGUACCUACAGUAUAAUGUCCAAGGAAAGUGUUUUACACAACACAGCCUAUAAUGUACGUUUAAAGUAAGUGCAUUUUCAAUUAUUGCAGAGGGUUAUCUCAUAAGAUAAGAAAUUCUCUUUCAAAAAACUCAGGACGCUCUUCUUUAAGCAUCUGUUGGAGAAAACAGAUGUCAGCAUCUACUACCAAGCCAGUAUCAAGAUCAAGUGGUUUGGGGAAACUUCCAAACAGGUCAUACAGGACUACAUUGCACUCAGGCACAACUGUAUGGAAUACUCUGCCCUCUCCCUAAAAGCAUUUGGUUUUACUUUGAGAAUAGCUGAAUAUCUGGCUGUUUGCCUAAUGAAGGAGAUUCUCCAUUUCUCCCCUGGAAAGGUGAAGGUGAAAGAUUCCCCCCCCCCCGCCCAAGCUAAGUAUUUGGGUCUUGUCACAAGCUGCCUCUUGUCCUUUCUUCAGGAGAAAGGAAGGCCCAUCCUUGUUCCUAACUGACUGAGAUUUUAGUUAGGCGUUCUAUAAAUGGAUAUGGUGCUAUGUAAUGUAUUCAUGAAAUUAGUGGAUUUUGCUAGAAGCUAGAAAAUCACAAUACACCUUUAAAGGGAUAAAUCAUCUGCAGGUCGAGUGUAUGAUGGACUUGGUAACGUCAGACGCGCAAAACACUUUAUCCCCAAAGUCUUUUCUAAGAGCAUGAAGGAGACCUAGGACAAAGGAGGUGACAGCUGAAGGUAAUUUACAUGGUUCAGCAUAUCCUUUGCAGGGCUGCAUUUCUUGGCAGUUCCACUGAUCCUUCAUGGGAGUGUGGAUUGUCUGUGCCUCUGGAGUUUAAUGCUUGGGUGCAUCUCGUGUGGGACAGAAAUUCUUUUUUUUCUCUCUAAAAGAAAAUAGGGUUACAAACCCCUCCUUCAGGGAAGGAAGAGCCAAGUAACAAAAUACCACUUUUUCUCAUUGGAGAGCUGUUAAUGAAUAUGUCCCAUCCCGGAAGGGAGGCCCCCCAAGGCCUCUGUUGGAAUUGCCGAGUAGCUCCAAAUAGGACAGCUGUUUUGUAAUAAUAGCAACUCUUUUCAUACAGGCCUCAUGUUUGUUUUAUCUUUUGUGAGUUGGAGAUUCAUUAAACAAGUCUUGAUUCUCUUA